Messenger RNA from Gamsiella multidivaricata, 2260 nucleotides. RefSeq lists its product as uncharacterized. The record is from RefSeq and is a predicted model, not a curated record. The coding region runs from base 183 to 2027 and encodes 614 amino acids. The transcript is spliced from 4 exons. NCBI's taxonomy places the organism in Eukaryota, Fungi, Mortierellomycota, Mortierellomycetes, Mortierellales, Mortierellaceae.
CCUUAACAAAAUUCCCAGCCGUUUUCGAUGUCUGCCUCCGUCAUCGCAGCAGAAAAAGCCAAAAAAUUCUUUGAAUUCCCGCAAAAAUAGAGAUCACACACCCCGUGCUGAUCAUCUUCGAUCAUCACUCUAAACACACUCAUCUAGCCUCGGAUCCUUCCCUACUUUUUUUUUUUCGAAUAAUGUCCGGGUCAUCAAAGUACAGACUGCAGGUCCGAGUUGACCCGCAGUACACCCUUCCUGCAUCACAGCAGCACCAACAAACCUCCGCCUCCGCCACUUCGACGGAGAAGAGAUUUUUAACACUUGCGGAUGGGUUACUGACUGUGAAGGAACUGAGGGAGGAAAUCGACAGUAACUUCAAGGCCCGCUAUACUGAAGACUCUAAAACUUUUGUGAUUGAGGGUCUCCAAAACAAGGAGUUUUUUGAUCUCGACGACUCUUUUCUCGUCUGCGAUGUCUUUGACCAGCUCGACACUGUCAACGUGGUUGGCAGGAGGAAGAGCAAAGUUGGUCGACCAAAAGGAGCCAAGACACAAAACAGGACUGUCGUGAACACUACUGACACCGCCAGCACCAGCGGUGAUAAUAGUCAUUCGAACAGCGAGAAGCAGCCCAGCAGCUCCACCUCUGCCGCCGCCAAGCCUGUCGCCGAUGCCCCACAGCAGCAGAAGAGAAAGCGCGACGAGGAUUCUACUUCCACCACCAAUGUCAAGAUCCAGAAGAAGAAGGACACCGCGGAGGACACAUCCAACAAGAAGGUGGCUGCCAAGCCAGCGUCAGCAACAACAACCGGCCCGGAACAUGACGCGGAGGAGGCCAUCAUGAUGAAGAUCUCAGAGGCAGCCAGAGCCAAGAAGGCCGGCGACAACAAGGAGCAGGCGGCGGUCGAGACUCCAACAAAGUCCCCUGCAGCGAACCCGUCUGCUCAGUCGUCCACAGCAUCUUCAUCCUCCACAGCAGACACCACUACCGCCACGCAGUCACCUGCUCUGUCAAAGAAGCAGUUGAAGGCCGAGAAAAAGCGCAAGGCCCAGGAGGCAGAGAAGGGGACCUUGAAGGAAGGACAGCCCGCAGGAUCCAAGCCUGCCGCCGAGUCGAAGGCUUCCGCGGAAUCCAAAGCCCCUGCACUCCAAAAGAAGCCUGCUUCAGCAAAGGCCGCUGGAGCUCAGCCCAACAACAAUAAGGCCGACAGUAACAACAGCGCGGAGGUUGUACCCGACAAGAAGAAGAUGAAGAAGGCCGCGAAGAAGGCACAGAAGGAAGCGGCCAAAGCAACAGGCAAGGCGGACGCUGAAGGGGAAGUGGACUCGGCUGUCGAUUCCAGCCCUACUCCAUCUUCUUCGUCAUCUGCUUCGAGUUCAUCAUCGCCUUCAGCCGAUCCACAAGUUCUUCUCGCCGCGCUGUCCAGCCAUCGAUCUCAGGAGAACUCUGCACGAGCGUCGCGCAAGAUCAACAAUGACCUGUUGAUCCAAGAGCUGAUGUCUAAGGAUCCCGAGGAUCUCACGGAAGGGGAGCAGAAGGAGUUGCGCCUGGCUGAGCGUCGCAGGAAGGAGAAGGCUCGCAGGGAGAUUAUCCAUAAAGCGCAGGAGGACCUCCAGUCGGAUGAUCCCGAAGUCGUGGCCGCCGCACGCAGGUUUUUGGAUGAGCCCAAGAGGCGAGGACGUCCUCUAGUGAACAAAGCCGGCAAAAAGGAGGAGGUCGCACUUAAAAAGGCCGAGAUGAGGAAGACUCAGCAGCAGGACAAGGAUAGCAUGCCGGAAAAGACCCAGCAGCAGCAACAGAAGAGCAAGGCGGCCUCUCUUAGCAAGGACGAGGACGCGAAGGCCAAGGGCAAAGAUGAUAAGGAGCAGAAGGAUGAGUCUCAUUCAGAGAAAUCGUCGCCAAGGUCGUCACCUUCGUCAGCAUCCUCGCCCUCAGACGAUGACCCGAGCUCGUCUUCUGAUUCGGACUCCUCCUCAAGUAGCAGUAGCAGCAAGUCAUCCUCGAGAUCGUUUGCCUCUGCCAGGUCAUCGUCGAGCUCUUAAUUGCGAAAAGGGAUUCAUAUGCAAACAGGGAAGGAAAAAUAAUAAUCAGACGCUGCCUUCUCCUAUUGAAGCAUCGCGUUAAAUAACUUGAGACCUGUUUCCGGGCAAAUCAGAUAAUCUCCCAAAAUAGAGUGAGCCAUAGGAAAGCAAAGAAUGUAUGCGCAUACCCAUUACUUUAAAUAUGACCAAGCAGACACAAAUGCACAUCCUCUUCAGUCUACACAAUAAAAAGC